ACACUGGUUUACUGGCGAAUUGUCGAUUUUGAAGUCUUAUUCUCAUAUAGUCCAUAUAGUCUAGGCCUAGAUCUAGAUCUAGAGGACGUAGACGCUUGUUCACGACGCAUUUAUUAUUAUUUGACGUACGUGUUUCAAUUACUGGUCCUACACGAUUAUUUCAAGACUUCGCAUUUGAAGCUGAAUGUGUGAUACUGAUACUAGUAAGUGGUUACCAGUGCAUUUCGUAACCACGUGCUCUCGGUAUUCUAGGAUAACCUUCUCGAAAUAUACAAGAUUUUGAGAGUUGAAGUAUUUUUAUACAAUUUAUAAUAACUGCGGACAAGUUAAAAGCAAAAUGGCAAAAUCACGUGUAACGAACAAAGCUCCUAGAAAGGAGGGAUUCAAUCGAUCCGGACACAGUAUGAAUCCCGAACGGCCCACAGAAGGAUUGAAGGGUGUAGCUAAAGUUCGAACGAAAGCAACGAUUAAGAGAUUACAGAUGUAUCGUAACUCGAAACCGAAGCGAGAUCGAACAGGAAAGAUCAUCAGCCCCGCGCCCUUUCAAGGGUGGCAACCGUCCGGCACCAUGUCUCGCGUUGAACCUUCUCAGAGAUGGUUCAGUAAUUCAAGGGUCAUUUCUCAAAAUGCUUUGCAAAAAUUUCAAAGUGAAUUGGGCAAAGCGAUGAAAGAUCCUUACAAAGUUGUCAUGAAACCAACCCAAUUGCCGAUAACUCUGCUUGAACAGAAAGCUGCGAAGGCGAGAGUGCAUGUGCUGGAUACAGAAAAUUUCGAAAGUGUUUUUGGUCCAAAGAAGGUGCGGAAGAAACCGAAUUUAACUGUGUCCUCCUAUGACGAAUUUCAAAAAAUGGCAGAACAAAAGGAGGAGGAGUAUAAUAUGGAAAAGGAUUCGAAGGAUGUCGAUCUCGUACGUCCAGACACUGGUGUCAGAGAGGCGCAGAGGGAUUGGGUCAUGGCCGCUGGCCAAAGCAAAAGAAUUUGGAACGAAUUAUAUAAAGUUAUAGAUUCUUCCGAUGUCGUUUUACAAGUACUGGACGCCAGAGAUCCUUUAGGAACCAGAUCGCCUCCCAUUGAGAAGUAUCUUAAAACUGAAAAACCUCACAAGCAUUUAAUGUUUAUCUUAAAUAAAGUUGACCUGGUUCCGACGUGGGUCACGCAGAGAUGGGUCGCGAUUCUAAGCGCUGAAUAUCCAACUGUCGCGUUUCACGCUUCGAUGAUGCAUCCAUUUGGCAAAGGCUCUUUGAUAAAUCUGUUACGACAGUUCGCAAAAUUGCAUACUGAUAAGAAACAGAUCAGCGUAGGUUUCAUUGGUUAUCCUAAUACUGGUAAAAGUUCGAUUAUAAAUACUUUAAGAUCGAAGAAAGUGUGCAGCGUAGCACCGAUAGCAGGUGAAACGAAAGUGUGGCAAUAUAUCACUUUGAUGAGGCGAAUCUACUUAAUAGAUUGCCCAGGCGUGGUUUACCCAUCGGCAGAAACCGACUCUGAGAAAGUCUUGAAAGGUGUCGUCAGGGUGGAGCUUGUUCAGAACCCGGAAGAUUAUAUUCCAGAAGUAUUGUCGCGCGUGAGAGAAGACUAUAUACGGAAAACUUACAAAAUUAUGGAGUGGAACGAUCAUGUCGAUUUCUUAGAAAAGCUGGCGCGUAGAAGUGGGAAAUUAUUAAAGAAGGGAGAGCCGGAUAUCACGAUUGUUUCGCGAAUGAUUCUGAAUGAUUGGCAACGUGGUAAACUACCGUAUUACGUUGCACCUCCUGGUUUCGAGCAACCAUUAGCAAAAUCAGUGAUCGAUGAAGACAACGAUGCUGCUAGAACUGUUGAAGACAAUAAUGCUGAGGAUAAUACUGUCGUGAACCAAACUGAGAAUCUACCGAGCAAAGAGCCACCGAAAAUUCAAUUGUCCGUAAUUCAAGAUUUUCGUAAAAUUAGAGUCGGUUUACCGUAUUCGGGUGACGAUGUAAAAAAUAGUCUAUCUAUUGAAUCUGAUACACCUGUAAAUGACAAAGAAAACGAUACACAGGAAACCAGUUCAAUUUCAUCUGAUAUCGGUCAAAUUGAAGAUGAGGAGAAUACGUCAUCGAUUGAAGAUAAGGAAAGCAUGGACUCUGAUGGGAAUUCAGAAAAUGGGAAGAAAGAGGACGGAGAAGAUGCGAGUGAUGAAAUUCGUUUGCCGCUGGAAAAGGACACUUUAUUGCAGAGUGCUUACGACGAAGUAGAAGAGGACUACGAUUCUAGUGAUAGCGAAAUGUUAAAUGUAAAAACGGUAGCCAGUAGUGGUACGUUUAAAGUUUCUUCCAUGCCUUCCAAAGUGGAUUCGUUAGCAAGGAAAUUAACAAGUAAACAACGGCGAGCUCUAGAGAGAGCCAGUAAACGGAAGAAAAUUGGUAGCAACUUUUAUGAAGUUACAAACGUAAAAAAUAGGAAUAGAAAUAGAAAAAUACCUAAGGUUGUACGAAAAUGAUCUUAUUUAUAAGAGAGAUGUAACAGCGACUAUUAACACAAAUGUUUUCCAGAUGCAAUUUCUUAUACAGACUGCGUUAGUAUGAGAAAUGUCAUUUCAAAUAAAAAGUUAUUGUUUUUUAUUAAACGAAAUUUUCUACAUAUUUAUUAUACAACGGAGCUCAUCGAAUACAUACAUACUUGUAUCUUGUUAAACCGAAAUUCAUGUUUCCAAGGCAAAGUAAAACCAAUUUCAAAUGA
Molecule: messenger RNA, 2694 nt
Organism: Ceratina calcarata
Lineage: Eukaryota; Metazoa; Arthropoda; Insecta; Hymenoptera; Apidae
Gene: Ns2
Product: nucleostemin 2
Exons: 2
Coding region: 338-2455 (705 amino acids)
Cellular component (GO): nucleolus
Molecular function (GO): GTP binding
Source: RefSeq, a predicted model, not a curated record